AUGGCGGAAGAGAUCAAGAAGCCAGCGAACAACGACGACGGCGUUGACAAGUCGCCCAUCAGCCCGCUGGAAAGACGCAACAGUCUCGAAAAGCACCUCCAAACCCGUCCUGAACACCAAGACCUCAAGAAUCGCCACAUCCUCCUCGACACCACCGCCGCCCCCGCCCUGCAGGCCCGCGCGGCCGAGCUGGAGCGGCAACGCAUCACCGACAACCUGAAGAAGGGCCUGUCUAAGCGGCCGGAGAAGGAUGAAUUGGUGAACAAGAAUAUCCUCGGCGACAGCCGGGCGGCGCCGGCGCUGCACGAGAAGCAGAGGGAGUUGGAGCGGACGAUGCGCAAGGACAGCUUGGAGAAGGCUGUUGCUUCGCGGCCGGGGAGGGAUGAUUUGGUGGGGAGGGGGGUGUUGAAGGAGGGAGAGACGGAGGAGCCUGUGGCUGAGGAGAACAAGUGA
Molecule: messenger RNA, 453 nt
Organism: Neohortaea acidophila
Lineage: Eukaryota; Fungi; Ascomycota; Dothideomycetes; Mycosphaerellales; Teratosphaeriaceae
Exons: 2
Coding region: 1-453 (150 amino acids)
Source: RefSeq, a predicted model, not a curated record